GGGCUGAUGAGGCGAUUCCGCCGYCAGUCCUAGCCGCCUCCGCCGGCCCCGCGCGCCCGGAGAGGAGCCCCCUGAGGCGGCGGGGACGAGACUAGUGGUUUCAAGAUGCCGGGGGCGGCGACCAUCUCGUUCAGCUGUGUGGAUUCUUCUCUUUCAUCACUGAGAAACUGCCAGUCUUACAUUGACACUGGAAUGGACAUUGCUACUCGUGUUGCCCUUGACCUUGUGGAGAGUUUCAUUCGCCUUCAAUCAGGUGAUGGUAAUGAAAGCAUUGAACAAAUCGAUGAAGACAUAGCUGUGACUCAGAGUCAGGUGAACUUUAUCUGUCCCAUUACCCAGAUGGAAAUGAAGAAGCCAGUUCGAAACAAAGUCUGUGGUCAUGUUUAUGAAGAAGAUGCCAUUCUAAAAAUUAUCCAGACUCGAAAUCAGCAAAAGAAGAAAGUUUGCUGCCCUAAAAUUGGUUGUAGCCACACUGAUGUAAAAAAAUCACAUCUUGUGCCAGAUGAAGCCCUUAAAAGAGCCAUUGACAGUCAGAGGAGACAAAGAUGAUCAACACUGGCGGGUGCCACGAAGAAAAUUUGUUACUAGAGGUUCUGUGAGAUAAGCUGCUGAUUGUAAGCAGGUUGUGUAACUGAUCGUUAUUUAAGUGUUUCAUUUAUAGGCAAAGUUGAAGGUCUCAGCUGUAACUGAAAGCAUUUCUAAACUGCCAAAUAUGUCUAAUUCCAGUUUAACUUGUUGGGUUUUUUUUUCCCUUCCUGAAACUCUAAAAGCUUGUAUUUGACAAAUAAAAUGUGUUU
Messenger RNA from Nothoprocta perdicaria, 797 nucleotides. RefSeq names its product NSE2 (MMS21) homolog, SMC5-SMC6 complex SUMO ligase (gene NSMCE2). The coding region runs from base 106 to 549 and encodes 147 amino acids. The transcript is spliced from 5 exons. Lineage: Eukaryota; Metazoa; Chordata; Aves; Tinamiformes; Tinamidae. Gene Ontology annotation, molecular function: zinc ion binding; SUMO ligase activity. Gene Ontology annotation, biological process: protein sumoylation; double-strand break repair via homologous recombination. Gene Ontology annotation, cellular component: Smc5-Smc6 complex; nucleus. The record is from RefSeq and is a predicted model, not a curated record.